This is a messenger RNA of Cygnus atratus (black swan), 1298 nucleotides long. RefSeq names its product ribonuclease P protein subunit p25-like protein. Gene Ontology annotation, biological process: tRNA 5'-leader removal. The coding region runs from base 1 to 558 and encodes 185 amino acids. The transcript has a single exon. NCBI's taxonomy places the organism in Eukaryota, Metazoa, Chordata, Aves, Anseriformes, Anatidae. Gene Ontology annotation, molecular function: RNA binding. Gene Ontology annotation, cellular component: ribonuclease MRP complex. The record is from RefSeq and is a predicted model, not a curated record.
AUGGAAAACUAUAAGAAGACCAAAAUUGUGGAGAAACCUUGUCCUCUUCCUUUCACUGACCUGCCCCCUGACAUUAUUGAAAUGAAAGUGAAGGACGGCAGCAAAAUAAGAAACCUGAUGGGCUACGCCAUUGGCAAGAUGGAGCUGGACUCAGUGAGGCAGAUCCUUUUCACUGGCUCAGGCAAGGCCGUUAGCAAGACCAUUACGUGUGUGGAAAUCAUGAAACGGAGGCUCAAGGAACUCCACCAGAUCACCAAAGUGCUUUUUAAGCAGAUCGAGGAGAUCUGGGAACCCAUUGUGCCUGAGGCAGGCCUCGAUGCCUUGACAGUGAAGAGAAACAUUCCUGCCAUAUGCGUCCUGCUCAGCAAAGAUGCCCUCGAUCCCCAGGAGCCUGGCUAUCAGGCUCCAGGUUCUUUCGAUGCCUUCUGGAUCGAGACACUUAAAGCGGAGUCCCAGGCCCAGAUGAAGAGGAAGCAAGGUGGAGGAAGGGGAGCUGGCAACACAGGAAAGCACCCUCGCGCCACUGGAGGGCACGGGGAGCCCGGCGUGAAGUCCUGAGCCAGAGACACGCUUGGGUAGUUUGGGGGAUUACGGAAACGAGCCAGCUGCUGCAGCUGGAAAGCUGCUGCUGAGCACAGGGCCUUGCGGAGCUGUUAGGGGAGGGCAGGAGCAGUUCCUGUUCCAAACGGACGUAACUGCAGCUGCCUGAAAUCGUGUUGCGACGAGUUUCCGUGUCUGAGGCUGCCAGGCUGUACUCCGUAGCCUGCGGUUCAGGGAUGAGACGGGAAGACAGGAGGCACCUCUCGGAGCGAGGACCGUUGGCGUCUUGUUGAGCCCAGGCGAGUGGCUGUUCGCCGAGCGGGGAUGCUGCGAGGUGGAGGCGGCUCUGCUGUGGCACAGGGGCGAGCUGUGACCCGACUUGGACUGCCGGCUGCCGCCUGCACAGCUCCUGUGCGUGCACGGCGCGGUGCUGGGCUGUGUCGGCCACUUGAGCUGUGCCUGGCAGGCCGUCUUCUGCCGAUCCCUUCAGGUGGCCCAGGGGCCUGAAUGCAGGACUGCAGGGACACUGCGUGCAAGUCGUCCUUUUCUGUCCUCCUCUCACCUCUUCCCUGCAGCUGCCGGUUGCACCUCUGCCAAAGUGGCAAGGGUCAACUCGUGUUGUAACUGGCCUGAAGUCCUCUAGGCCAGGGUGAACGUGCUGGGGUGGCGGUAACGGUGAGCUCCCAAGGACUCGUUUCCCCUUUCUGCUCCUUUCUGAUGCAUUGUGCUGGUCUUAAAUAAAGUUUCCUUUUGAUGUA